This is a messenger RNA of Mercenaria mercenaria, 989 nucleotides long. RefSeq lists its product as uncharacterized. The coding region runs from base 58 to 456 and encodes 132 amino acids. The transcript has 6 exons. NCBI's taxonomy places the organism in Eukaryota, Metazoa, Mollusca, Bivalvia, Venerida, Veneridae. The record is from RefSeq and is a predicted model, not a curated record.
ACCUACUAGUUAUAUAUCAUAUGUGAUGCAUAUAUGUAAACGACAGCCUAAUGAAAAAUGGAACAAUCGCAGGAAAAAGACUCGGAUUCAAAACAAAUGAGGAAAUUUGCUUGUAUUUGCAGUGUCAUUGCUGUCCUGUUCUCUUUGAUAACGGUUGCAGCAGGAAUUUAUUCAAUGGAAUCAUGGCCUUUAAAUAUCAACUUAAUCCUGUGCGCAGUUAUCUUGCUAUUGGUGCAUUUCAAUUCAUGUAUAAGAAAGAAUAGUAAUGACUACAUUAUCGUCUUUAUCUUGGUGGGUGUUAUGCUGUUUCAAGGAAUUGCAGUUUGGGUUUUCAGGUUCAGCUUGCCUCUUCGAACUACUUCUGCGUCAACACCUUUCCCAACCAUUUCAACUACCCCAAACAACGGAACAACUCCUUUAAUGAAUGGAACUACUACUGUUUACUUUGGUUAUUGAUUAAAUUGCAGAAAGAUCAAACUUAAUAAUAUGUUUGUCUCAAAUGUAACAAAACAGUUAUAAUCGUUUCGUUAACAGUGUUUGCAACCUCUUUACGUUGUGUUUCAGGUGAAUUAGUGUUUCGUAAUGGUUACUUUUUAACCGUACUGAUUUGUUUUCGACUUUCGGUACAUUGAUACAGGAAUCAUUUUAAACGACAUUUACAGUAUUCGGAAUUUAAAGAAUAACAUCUUCAAAUUGAUUCUUUAUGUAACGGUUUGCUUUUGGACACGUACAUAACAUUUCUAUAGCAACGUCUUUAUUGUCAAGUGUAAUUUCUAAAAAAAAAGAAGAUAAAAUGUAGAUUUGAAGACGAACUCAUAAAUAGCUCAAUUUUGUACAUAGCUGCAUGGGAUAUAUGCAUUAGAAGUGUCUCACAGUUUCUUGUCAGGAAGUUAAUACUAAUAGUCUGAUAAGAAUAAAUAUGAUAGGAUAUUUCCAUUCUUCAAAUUAAAUGAUUUUGCAAUAAUGAAAAAUAAACAUAGCAAAACAUA